Penicillium pulvis is the source of this 594-nucleotide messenger RNA. RefSeq lists its product as uncharacterized. The record is from RefSeq and is a predicted model, not a curated record. The transcript has a single exon. The coding region runs from base 1 to 594 and encodes 197 amino acids. Lineage: Eukaryota; Fungi; Ascomycota; Eurotiomycetes; Eurotiales; Aspergillaceae.
AUGUCCACCAACAGACCAUUCCUCUCCAACUUCUUGGCCGCGUUCCGCGCCCAGUCCACCUUUAAAGCCUCCCAACCAUCAACAGGCACAUCCUCUCUAUCCUCCUCAACACUCACCCAAAGCGCCCGCACAAUAGCCUCCAAAGCUGCCGGUUCCAACUCUAACCCAUCCUCCAGUUCCGCCUCAGCAAACCAAUCUACAUCUCACUCGCACUCAAGUGGGAAUUCCAUCCCACCGGGUGCAUCAGCAUCUACAUCUACAUCUCCGCCGGCUACGGCAUCUCAGCCUCAGCACCAUUCCCACCAUUACCACCACACUUCUACCGCCUACUCAGAAACAUCUCCUCCCCCGACACCGUCUUCUUCCACGCCGAUCCCGAUCAAUCGUGGACCGGCAGAUCGCCAGCGUCGCGGGAGCGAUAGUUCUAGUGGCUCGGGCGGGUUUCGGGAUGCGUUAGGGCCGGAGAAGUGGUAUAUCGGGGGCAAGACGCCUGCGGGGGAGGAACGAUUUUAUCGGUUGGGGAUGGUGACGAACGGUGGGGGGAGACUUGGGGGUGGAGGGAGAGUGGGGAGUAUUGAUCAGUUGAGUCUGUGA